Archocentrus centrarchus (flier cichlid) is the source of this 1184-nucleotide messenger RNA. It is a transcript of the gene c1qtnf2, whose product is annotated as C1q and TNF related 2. The transcript has 3 exons. NCBI's taxonomy places the organism in Eukaryota, Metazoa, Chordata, Actinopteri, Cichliformes, Cichlidae. Gene Ontology annotation, molecular function: protein binding. Bases 146 to 1036 code for a protein of 296 amino acids. The record is from RefSeq and is a predicted model, not a curated record.
CAUUUUGCUGCAGAGCUUCUCUUGAAGAAUGCUGCCUCAACCGUUUGCUGGAAAUGUAGGAACAUUUGUGUGCUCUAAUGCAGAGAAAGGGCUCGGACGGAGCUGAAAAAUUCCCAUAGGUCAUAAUUUCUCAACUGUGCCCAUCAUGCUCCAGAUGUUUGUGAUGAUCUAUUUGGUAUCAGUUGUCGUAUCGCAGUCAACAAAUCCCCCAUUCAAGAAAGGCCGUAAUUUCACCAUCCACUCCUCACAGCUGGUCUGCAGUCUGCCAGGCCCAGCGGGGCCUGCAGGCAACCCAGGAGCCCCUGGAUCACCGGGGGCCAUGGGCCCCAUGGGGCCCCCGGGGAAGGACGGCCAAGACGGGAAGGAUGGAGAGAAGGGGGAGAAGGGAGAUCAAGGUGAUCCAGGGAGACCCGGCAACCCAGGCAAACCAGGUGUGAAAGGUCGUGAGGGUAUUAUUGGCAAGGCUGGACCUCGGGGACUGAAAGGCCAAAGGGGAAAAUUUGGAGUGUCUGGAAAACCAGGACAAAAAGGAGAGGUGGGAGACAUGGGCCAGGAAGGAGCUCCAGGUGGCUGUAACUGUGGCAAGCAAGCACAAUCAGCCUUUUCUGUGGCUGUGACAAAGAGCUAUCCCAAAGAGCGCACGCCCAUCCGCUUCAACCGAAUCCUGCUGAAUGAGGGGAAUCACUACAAUGCCACCAGUGGGAAGUUUGUCUGUGCUAUCCCUGGAGUUUAUUACUUCACCUAUGAUAUCACAUUGUCCAACAAACACUUGGCCAUUGGGUUGGUCCACAAUGGACAGUACAAAAUCAAAACAUUUGACGCAAACACUGGGAACUAUGAUGUGGCAUCUGGUUCUACUGUUCUCCACCUGAAGGAGUCGGACCAGGUUUGGCUGCAGAUCUUCUACUCUGAGCAGAAUGGACUCUUUUUUGACCCUUUUUGGACAGACAGCACCUUCACCGGCUUCCUAAUCUACCCUGACCAGGAAUUUCUCAAUGAAGCAGAUAGAAAAGCAAAUGCUCAGGCUGAAAAUUAAUGCUGAGCAUUAUAUUAUUUUUUUUAUAUUUGUUUGUUUCUUAAUUGUCUUCAGGCACUACUCAAAAUCAUUAAGGGAUCACUUUUUAAUCAGAGUGUAGCAUCUGGGAUAUUGAUCGGAUCAGUUAAGUAGCAGAGAGGGUUGUUAA